Ostrinia furnacalis (Asian corn borer) is the source of this 919-nucleotide messenger RNA. RefSeq names its product WD repeat domain phosphoinositide-interacting protein 3-like. The transcript is spliced from 5 exons. Gene Ontology annotation, molecular function: protein binding. Lineage: Eukaryota; Metazoa; Arthropoda; Insecta; Lepidoptera; Crambidae. The record is from RefSeq and is a predicted model, not a curated record. Bases 1 to 717 code for a protein of 238 amino acids.
AUGCGCGAUCUCUUGCUUCUUUCGUCCAGCCACUAUCAAGCUAUCCCCUUGAGGUCGUCUAUCCAUCUAGCAGGUGAAGGUAGGUACCUGGUAUUCCGCAGUAACUGGCUGCUGCUGCUGGACGACCAGCGGCGCGCCUUCAAAGCCGAGGUGGCUUUCAAGACGCCCAUACGUGCGCUGCGAGCUAGGCGGGACAAAGUGGCGGUCGUGCUAUCAUCCAGCAUACAAGUUCUAACGCUGCCGUCGCUGCAGCGAGUGGCGCUCCUGCGCACACCGCAAGCCGCCCGACCGCUGUGCGCGCUCGCGAUCGAGCCCAACGCGGUGCAGGUGUUGGCUGCGCCCGCGCACAGGAAGGGCUCGCUGCAGAUACUGGACAUAUCCCGCGCAGUCAAAGGCGCUCAGUCUAGCUCGCCAGCUGUAGUGGGGUGCCACCAGACCGCUCUGGUCUGCCUGAGCGUGUCGGCCAACGGCGCCAAGCUGGCCACGGCGUCGGAACGCGGCACCAUCAUUCGGAUCUGGGACACCACCAGCAAGCUUCUGCUGCACGAGCUACGGCGAGGGUCUGACUACGCGGAUGUGUACUGGUUAGUAGCUCAGCAGUUCUAUAGUGUCGGCCAACGGCGCCAAGCUGGCCACGGCGUCGGAACGCGGCACCAUCAUUCGGAUCUGGGACACCACCAGCAAGCUUCUGCUGCACGAGCUACGGCGAGGGUCUGACUACGCGGAUGUGUACUGGUUAGUAGCUCAGCAGUUCUAUAGUGUCGGCCAACGGCGCCAAGCUGGCCACGGCGUCGGAACGCGGCACCAUCAUUCGGAUCUGGGACACCACCAGCAAGCUUCUGCUGCACGAGCUACGGCGAGGGUCUGACUACGCGGAUGUGUACUGGUUAGUCUUAGCAGUUCUUAGUGUCAGUAGACA